UUGUUCUUUUGUCUCCAUUUCUUCUUUUUUCUUCUGUUCUUUUGUCUCUCUUUCUUUCUUUUUUGUUCUUUUGUCUCUCUUUCUUUCUUUUUUCUUUUCUCUUGUCUCUCUUUCUUUUUUUUUCUGUUCUUUUGUUUCUCUUUCUUCUUUUUUCUGUUUUUUUGUCUCUUUCUUUCUUUUUCUGUUCUUUUGUCUCCAUUUCUUCUUUUUCUGUUCUUUUUCUCUCUCUUUCUUUCUUUUUCUUUUCUUUGUCUCUCUUUCUUUCUUUUUCUGUUCUUUUUGUCUCUUUUCUUCUUUUUCUGUUCUUUUGUCUCUUUUCUUUCUUUUUUCUGUUCUUUUGUUCUUUUCUUCCUUUUUUUCUUUUUUGUCUCUCUUUCUUUCUUUUUCUGUUCUUUUGUUCUUUUUCUUUUCUUUUCUUUUGUCUCUCUUUUUUUUUCUGUUCUUUUUCUCUUUUCUCUUUCUUUCUUUUUCUGUUCUUUUGUCUCUCUUUCUUUUCUUUUUUCUUUUCUUUUUUCUUUUGUUUUGUUCUCUCUUUUUUUUUUUGUCUUUUUUUUUUUUCUUUUCUUUUUUUUUUGUCUCUCUUUCUUUUCUCUUUUCUUUUUUUUCUUUUUUCUUUUUUUUUUUUUUCUUUUGUUUCUCUUUCUUUCUUUUCUCUUUUCUUUUCUCUCUUUCUUUUCUUUUUCUGUUCUUUUUUUUCUCUUUCUUUCUUUUUCUGUUCUUUUUUUUUCUCUUCUUUUGUUUCUUUUUUGUUCUUUUUGUCUCCAUUUCUUUUUCUUUUUUUGUCUCCAUUUCUUUCUUUUUGAACUUCUUUGUUUUUUUCUUUUUUCUGUUCUUUUGUCUCUUUCUUUCUUUUUUUUUUCUCUUUCUUUCUUUUUCUUUUCUUUUGUCUCUUUUCUUUUUUAUUUUCUUGUCUUUCUUUUCUUUUUUUUUUUUUUUUGUUUCUCUUUCUUUCUUUUUUCUGUUCUUUUGUCUCUCUUUCUUUCUUUUCUUUUCAUUUUAUUCUCUUUCUUCCUUUUCUGUUUUUUGUCUCUCUUUCUUUCUUUUUCUUUUCUUUUUCUCUUUUUUUCUUUUCUUUUUUUUUGUCUCUCUUUCUUUCUUUUUUUUCUGUUCUUUUUUUUGUUUCUCUUUUCUUUCUUUUUCUGUUCUUUUGUCUCUCUUUCUUUUUUUUUUCUGUUCUUUUGUCUCCAUUUCUUUUCUUUUCUUUCUUUUGUCUCUCUUUUUUCUUUUCUUUCUUUUUCUCCAUUUUCUUCUUUUUCUUUCUUUUUUUUUUCUUUCUUUUUUUCUUUUUCUUUUCUCUUUCUUUUUUUUUUUUCUUUUUUUUUUUUUUGUCUCUUUCUUUUUUCUUUUUCUUUUUUUUUUCUGUUCUUUUGUCUCUCUUUCUUUCUUUUUCUGUUCUUUUGUCUCCAUUUCUUUCUUUUUCUGUUCAUUUGUCUUUCUCAUUUCUUCCUUUUCUUUUUCUUUGUUUCUCUCUUUUCUUUCUUUUCUUUCUUUUGUCUCUCUUUCUUUUUUUCUGUUCUUUUGUCUCCAUUUCUUCCUUUUUCUGUUCUUUUCUCUUUUUUUUUUUUCUCUUUUUUUUUUUCUCUUUCUUUCUUUUUUCUGUUUUAUUUUGUUUCUCUUUCUUUUCUUUUCUGUUCUUUUGUCUCUCUUUCUUUCUUUUUCUGUUCUUUUUGUCUCCAUUUCUUUCUUUUUUUUCUGUUCUUUUUCUCUUUUUUCUUUCUUUUUUUUUCUCUUGUCUCUCUUUCUUUCUUUUUCUUUUUUUUGUUUCUCUUUCUUUCUUUUCUGUUCUUUUGUCUCUCUUUCUUCCUUUUUCUGUUCUUUUGUCUCUCUUUCUUUCUUUUUCUUUCUUUUGUCUCUCUUUCUUUUUCUUUUCUCUUGUCUCUCUUUUUUCUUUCUUUUUUUUUUUUCUGUCUCUCUUUCUUUCUUUUUCUUUCUUUUGUUUCUCUUUCGUUCUUUUUCUGUUCUUUUGUCUCUCUUUCUUUCUUUUUCUGUUCAUUUGUCUCCAUUUAUUUCUUUUUUUUUUUUUUUUGUCUCUUUUCUUUUUUCUUUUCUUUUGUCUCUCUUUCUUUCUUUUUCUUUUCUUUUGUCUCUCUUUCUUUCUUUUUCUGUUCUUUUGUCUCCAUUUCUUCCUUUUUCUGUUCUUUUGUCUCUCUUUCUUUCUUUUUCUUUUCUUUUGUCUCUCUUUCUUUCUUUUUCUUUUCUCUUGUCUCUCUUUCUUUCUUUUUCUGUUCUUUUGUUUCUCUUUCUUUCUUUUUCUGUUCUUUUGUCUCCAUUUCUUCCUUUUUCUGUUCUUUUGUCUCUCUUUCUUUCUUUUUCUUUUCUCUUGUCUCUCUUUCUUUCUUUUUCUGUUCUUUUGUUUCUCUUUCUUUCUUUUUCUGUUCUUUUGUCUCCAUUUCUUCCUUUUUCUGUUCUUUUGUCUCUCUUUCUUUCUUUUUCUUUUCUUUUGUCUCUCUUUCUUUCUUUUUCUUUUCUUUUGUCUCUCUUUCUUUCUUUUUCUUUUCUCUUGUCUCUCUUUCGUUCUUUUUCUGUUCUUUUGUCUCUCUUUCUUUCUUUUUCUGUUCUUUUGUCUCUCUUUCUUUCUUUUUCUGUUCUUUUUUUCUCUUUUGUUCUUUUUCUUUUCUUUUGUCUCUCUUUCUUUCUUUUUCUGUUCUUUUGUUUCUCUUUCGUUCUUUUUCUGUUCAUUUGUCUCCAUUUCUUCCUUUUUCUGUUCUCUUGUCUCUCUUUCUUUCUUUUUCUAUUCUUUUGUCUCUCUUUUUCUUUCUUUUUUAUUUAUUUCUACUUUUUGUCUUCUUUUUCUUCUUUACUUGCUCCACUUUUUCUUUUGCCCUUUUCUUUUCCCUUUUGGGUUUUUUUCUGUUCCCCUCUCUUUAUCUCUCCCUUUCACUUCUUUUUUUCCUACACUUUUUCUUAACUCCUCUAUUUCUUUAUUCUCAUUAUAUCUUUUUUCUUUUUAUUUUCUCUUAUCUUUUUCUUUCUUGCCACCUUGUUUUUCCCUCAUUUUUUACUGCUUCCCUUUCUCCUCUCUCUCCUUUCUACCCUCUACUUUUCUCUGCCAAUGCCUUACCCCUCCUUACUCUCUUCUCUACUCUUUCCCUCUCUCUCUCUCUUGUCCAUAUUUCCUCCUUUUUUUCUCCUCCUUUUGCCAUCUUUCUCUUUCUUAUGAUCUCUUUUUCUCUCCCACUUUUCUGUUUACGUCUCUCUUUUUCUUCUUAUUUUUAUUUCUCUCUCCUUUUUUAUAAUAAUUUUCUAUUUCUUACAGUCUCCCUUUCUCUCUCUCUUCCUAACUGUCUCUCUAUUACUAUACCAAUUGCAAUAAAUGGGUGUUCUCUCAGGGAGGCCCUGUGA
Messenger RNA from Acanthosepion pharaonis, 3342 nucleotides. NCBI's taxonomy places the organism in Eukaryota, Metazoa, Mollusca, Cephalopoda, Sepiida, Sepiidae. The record is from the annotation of a GenBank genome assembly.